Monodelphis domestica (gray short-tailed opossum) is the source of this 6121-nucleotide messenger RNA. The record is from RefSeq and is a predicted model, not a curated record. NCBI's taxonomy places the organism in Eukaryota, Metazoa, Chordata, Mammalia, Didelphimorphia, Didelphidae.
GGUGGACAGCGGCCAAUCAUAUUUGAGGAGCUAGCUUGGCCCUGGAGAGACUACGGCGCCCGCCCGGCGCAGCCUGCGGGGCGCUGCUCCUGUUGACGCCGCCUACUCUCUGUUCUCCUCGUCCCCCCUCCCUCCUCUAGGGUUGUGGCCACGCGCAGCGGCGGCGGCAGCGGCGGCGGUUGUUCCGCUUCCCCUCAGGCCCCGGCGGUCGCCAUUGCCGAAGGCUGCCUCCCCUCCCCUCCCUACGCUGGGUCUCUUGGGGCGGCCGCACGGCCUAGUAGCGAGAGCGGCCGCAGUAGCGCCCCGUGGGAGGGGGCUCGAGUUGCCCAGGCCGGUUCCCAGUCCCCCCUCGUGCCCUUCCCUCCUUGACCGCGCCUGCCCGGGGAGGCUCCGGAGUCAGCCCGCCGGGGAGUGCGGGGCUUGCGUCCCGACUGUCGGAGUAGGGAGACGCUGACCCAGGCACCUCGCAGGGGCGGGGACACGAUCGCUCCGUGGCGGCGGGUUUUUGUAUAAUCAUUCUGAAUCAUGUCUGAUAACGGAGAACUGGAAGACAAGCCACCAGCGCCUCCUGUUCGAAUGAGCAGUACCAUUUUUAGCACUGGAGGCAAAGACCCUUUGUCUGCCAACCAUAGUUUGAAACCUUUGCCAUCUGUUCCAGAGGAAAGAAAGCCUAGGCAUAAAAUCAUCUCCAUAUUUUCAGGCACUGAGAAAGGAAGUAAGAAAAAAGAAAAGGAACGGCCAGAAAUUUCUCCUCCUUCUGAUUUUGAACACACCAUCCAUGUUGGCUUUGAUGCAGUUACUGGAGAAUUCACUGGAAUGCCAGAACAGUGGGCUCGAUUGCUACAGACCUCUAAUAUCACCAAGCUAGAACAGAAGAAGAACCCCCAGGCUGUGCUUGAUGUUCUGAAGUUCUAUGACUCCAAUACAGUGAAACAGAAAUAUUUGAGCUUUACCCCUCCUGAGAAAGAUGGCUUCCCCUCAGGAACACCAGCACUGAAUGCAAAAGGCUCAGAAACUUCAGCAGCAGUAACAGAAGAAGAUGAUGAUGAAGAGGAGACUGCGCCACCUGUCAUUGCUCCUAGACCGGAUCAUACAAAAUCAAUUUACACACGGUCUGUAAUUGACCCUAUUCCUGCACCAGCUGGUGAUUCUAACGUUGAUAGUGCUGCCAAAUCUUCAGACAAACAGAAAAAGAAGACUAAGAUGACAGAUGAGGAAAUUAUGGAGAAACUAAGAACUAUAGUCAGCAUAGGUGAUCCGAAGAAAAAAUAUACCAGAUAUGAAAAAAUUGGGCAGGGAGCUUCCGGUACAGUAUUCACUGCUACAGAUGUGGCACUGGGACAGGAGGUUGCCAUCAAACAGAUAAAUUUGCAGAAACAGCCUAAGAAGGAAUUAAUCAUUAAUGAAAUUCUUGUAAUGAAAGAAUUAAAGAACCCCAACAUAGUUAAUUUCUUAGAUAGUUAUCUUGUAGGGGAUGAAUUAUUUGUGGUUAUGGAGUACCUUGCUGGAGGGUCUCUUACUGAUGUUGUAACAGAAACCUGCAUGGAUGAAGCACAGAUUGCUGCUGUGUGUAGAGAGUGUUUACAAGCUCUGGAAUUUCUACAUGCCAAUCAGGUGAUUCACAGAGACAUCAAAAGUGACAAUGUGCUUUUGGGAAUGGAAGGAUCAGUGAAACUCACCGACUUUGGUUUCUGUGCUCAGAUCACACCAGAGCAGAGCAAAAGGAGUACCAUGGUUGGGACCCCUUACUGGAUGGCACCAGAAGUGGUCACACGUAAAGCUUAUGGGCCUAAAGUGGACAUUUGGUCUCUGGGAAUUAUGGCAAUUGAGAUGGUAGAAGGAGAACCCCCAUACCUUAAUGAGAAUCCUCUGAGGGCCUUGUAUCUAAUAGCAACAAAUGGAACUCCUGAACUACAGAAUCCAGAGAAACUCUCCCCCAUAUUUCGAGAUUUUUUAAAUCGGUGUUUGGAGAUGGAUGUAGAAAAAAGGGGUUCAGCUAAAGAAUUGUUACAGCAUCCUUUCCUGAAACUGGCUAAACCUUUGUCUAGUUUGACACCGCUGAUCAUGGCAGCUAAAGAAGCAAUGAAGAGUAACCGUUAAUAGCAUUACCAUUUGUGGCCUCAGCUUUUUUUUUUUGGUCAUUUUAAAAAAGAAAUCUAUAUAAUAUAUAAAAUUGUUACUCUUUUUAGGGGUUGAAAAAAAUGUCAGCACAAUGAGGUGGUUUGGGGGAAACCAACCCACUCUCUGGAGACAUCUAAAACAAAAUUAAGAAAAAGAAUUGUUACAACUCUCAAACCAACUCCUUUUUAGGGUCCAAGAAAAAUUGUGGACUGAAUCACUGGCCUUUCACCUUUCUGCCAACAGCCCAGCAGUGCCAUUUAUCAAGCUUGGGAUUUGCAUUUUAUUUUAUUUUUGCUGACUUUGCUGUAACAGAUCCCAUUCAUUGUACCUCUUAGGGUAUUUUCAAUACUUGAAUGGCAGAUUCGAGCUUUCAGAGAAAGGCAUUUGUUUGAUCUGCUAGUCUUUUCUCCUAUUUUCCCUUAUCCUUCAUGUUCCUUUACCUGCUCCUUUUGGAUUGCUUUGAGAAAUUUUUUCUCAUGCCUAAAUUAAAGCAAGUGUGAUAGAUAUUAUGUACCUCCUUACAUUAAAACAGAGGCUUCCUGUGAUUUAAUUUUGUGUAGAAGCCAGGACCAGCUACUUAAAGCACUAUCACAUUCAAUAACAUUUUAGUUGUUAAAGACCAUUUUGAGGAAGGGAUGGAAAGUGAUUUUUUUAUUUUUGUUUUUUUACCUUGAGGGAGAUUAAAAGAGCCUUUUUUAGAGAUAUCAUGAUGGUAAUGUUUGGAGUGAAAAUUAAAAGUAUAGUAAGAAGGAGGAGGAGGAAGAGAAAUUUUAUGACUAAAUCAUUGAGGCAAAGGUAGAAGAUCCUAUUGACAAUUAAGUCCCUGCAAUUUUCAUCUUUCUGUUCCUUUGGAUUUAUGUUGGCUACUGUUCAAAGUUAUUUCCUACUCUGUAUUUGGUUUCAGAAACCAAACAGUUUGUUCUUGCCCCAACUUGGAUUCUACUGCUUCUGCUGGUGCCUCUUUUUUACUUUAUCAAAUAAGUUUGUGUAUAUAUUUUAACUUCUGUUCAUUUUUUUACCCCUAAAGGCAAAUAAUGCCAUAACCAUUGGAUUUUCAGGAUUUAAAUUUUAAAUAUAUAUAUAUGUACAUAUAUAUAUGCCAUUUGAAAUACACAAAUAAUUUGAUUUAUUUGGGAAUAUAUCAAGUUAGAAAGUUGAGAAAUUAGAAACUUGAAAUAUGUGAACUAAAACUUGGUACUUUUAGAAACAAUUAGAUUCUGUUUUAUGAAUGAAAAGAAUAGAGAAAGCUUAAGCUUACAGAGAUGAAGCUUGUUAUAAGCUGGGGUUAUAACCUUGAGUUAUGAAAAGGUCCCAAACCUUCACCAAUAUUUUAUGAGCUGGGAUGACAUAAAUGAGUAAUUCCACAAAUACUGCUGCUAAAGGACUUGUGAAUCAUUUCAGUUACUGAGUUGCUAUAGAUUUAAAUUAGAAGGUAAUUUUAAUGAUGGGUUAGUUUGAAUUCUUGUGAAGUUCUAAAUUUUAUGUACCAAGAAAUUAGAAAAGGGAAGUAAAUACAAGUGAAAUGUAUUUUGAUGUCUGUAAGACAUCCUUUCUGUUAAAAAGUUUUGACUCCUUGAUUGGAAUUUUAAAAAAAGUUUAAUGUUCAGAAUCAUUCUUCACCUAUCUGUUCAUUAUUAAUAGGAUCCUUUUCUUAGAAGCUGUGCUGUGUCAUUUAAAAUGCCAGGAACUUAGAAAAAAAUUCAUUUUUUUCUAGCAAUUAUUUGCUUCUACUCAACUUCAUAUUUACUUAGCCACACACCAAUGAUGCCAAAUCAUGAGUAAGAAGAAUUAAGUGUUAGAGAUACUUUCUGAAAAGUGGGAAAAUAAGCAUUUAAAAAAAUAUUACUCAUUGUCAAAGGAAGCUGGUCUAUGCUUAAUUUUUUUUUUCUGUCUCUGUUAAGAUAUGACCAUGAUCAAUAGAAAUGAUUACCAGAAACAUUUUCACCAAAUCAUACAACAAAAAUCUGUAACUAGAGCACUUAGUAGAAUGGUCUCUGAUUUCACUCUGUUUUGAUUUUAAUUUUUCUUGCCAUGAUUGGCUUUUCUGCAAUGGUUUAAUUAUUUUCUUACUUUACAGCAACAAAAUGCCUUAUUCCCUUUGGAAAACUCUAGUGCCUCUUGAGUUUCAACUUUUUAACAUUCUGCUUUGUAAGCAGUCAUUAGGUUGAUUAGUAUAAAAAGAUACUACCAGUGGAUUAGAAAAACAUAAUGAUCAUUACUCAAGAAGGCAGUAAUUUUGAGUAUUGAAUUUAUAAGUAACUUCUAUUUCUAUACAUGAGCCAUACAUGAGCAUGUUCACUGGAUUCAAUGUCAGUGCCCCCAUUUUCAAGCACGUGACUCAGUAAAGGGCUUUUUGGUUUAUAGGAAGAGUUUGGAAUUAUAUUUAAUCUUGUUUUUAUUGAUGGUGCCCUACAUGUCCAUUGCUGGCAAUGGACCUUGCAUCAUAAAAAUCUGACUCCUGGGAUAUGGGAUCUAAACCCCAGUCUGUUCUUUACAAUUAUUAGUAAGAUAAACUAAUCUAUCAUAUAUACUUUGGUUACUUCUGAAAUUUGUAAAUUUUUAAACAAAAGAAUUUAAGAGCAAUAAGGAAUUGUGAUUUAUUCAUUUUUAACAAUUAAAAUGUCCUUUUGAUCUUGUUGAAAGAACACAUUUCAUUGAAUCAAGAAUCAUUGGAUCAAGAUUUCUUUUUUAAACAAUUGCCUUUUAAAAUUAUUUUUGUUUUCACUUUGGGUUGAAAUGACUUCUUCAAAUCCAGGAAUUACCUUAAUAGUUCAGCUCUAUAAGGUAUUAUGUUUUAGUACUGUACUUAGCACUAUAGUGAAAGCUGUGACUUCUGGUGGCCAUUGGUUACCUGUCCCCAUUCUCUGGUGUCACAAACUUUAGGAACAGAUAAGGAAGCCAUGGAAGCAUUGAGAUUGUUUCUCCUUAAUGGCAAUUGGUGAGCAAAUAGAGUCACUGGGAUUACAUAAAUUCCUCUGAUCUUCCAAAUCUGUCUAUUAAGCUGCUUAAACUUAAUGAACCCAACCACCAAUCCAAAAUUAACCUGUGCCUUUUAAGAUAGUUUUUAAAAGUAUUUUUGAGUGUUUCUUUUGAGGGACCCUUUAAGUGAACCUUUGAAGUUAAUUGUGAAUGCUGUGUCCUUGCUAGAUAUAAUCUUAGUGCAUCUCAGACAGUAGUGGAGGGAAGUGGGAGUAAUAGGAAAAUUGAGUGCUUAAAGAAUUGAUAACAUUGUAGAAAUCCCUAAAUAUCCAGUGAGCAUCUCCAUAUUUCAGUGUCUAAUCUUUUUAGGUUAUAGUUACAUCCAGAUGAGUAUUUACUGUGGAUAUUUUUGCAGUGCAAUUUCAUAGCUUUAAUUUGAAGUUUAACAAUAUAAAAACCAGAUGUCUAAUGGAAAGUUUUAAAAUCCAUUGUCUUCCUGUCUCUGCCCUGUCCUUCUCCAAGUUUAACAAAUUUUCAGAGUGUGUAUAUUCACUCAAGCAACAAGUAUUUAUUUAGCACCUACUAGAAGCAAGGUGCUAGAUUUGAUGUGCAGGGAAUACAAUAUGGCAAUAUGUUCCCUGUCUUCAAGGAGCCUUGCCAUCUAGUUGGGUCACUAUACUAGUUUUUUCAGAGUAGAGAAGCAGUAAGAAAUGUAAUUAACCUAGCUUACUAUUCUUAAAUUUUAGUUCUGUAGUAAAAAGGUGAAAUCAGACACAAAUCUUGGGUAAAAAAAUUGUCUUUUCUCUCUCCUUCCUUAUUUUGGCAGAUGGAAAUGGAACUUAGGUGCAAGUAGCUAUCUUAUUUUUUAUUGUCUUCAAAUUUUAUGUUGCCUUUUGUUUAAUUUAAUCCCUUAUGUUAUUUAAUUGUUACUGCAACAUUAACUACUGUAUUUGAUGUUCAAUAACUUUGUUCUUUUCAGGGCUAGAAAUAAAAAUUUUUUUAAAUGUUUGUUUAUCCCCUUCCCGAAUUUUUAUCUUUUUGGACCAGAGUAGCUUAAAAGAAUAAAUGUUUAGAUUUCUAA